CUUUUCAAAAGAUAUCCUAACCCCAUGGAGCCAUAUAAUUUAACAGGGGCCUUGGAAUUCCUCCUCCUUGGACUCUCAGAUGAUCCUGACCUGCAGCCCAUCUUAUUUGUACUAUUCUUGCUCAUAUACCUGCUCACAGUGCUUGGAAAUAUGCUCAUCAUCCUGGCCAUCAGCUCUGAUUCCCACCUCCACAGCCCCAUGUAUUUCUUCCUCUGCAGUCUUUCCUUGUCUGACAUGGGCUUCAGUAGCACCACAGUCCCCAAAAUGUUGAUAAACAUGCAGACCCAUAGCAAAACUAUAACUUACGCAGCCUGCCUAAGUCAGGUAUCCUUCUUCUUUCUCUUUGGGUGUAUGGACAACCUACUACUGACUGUGAUGGCCUACGACCGAUGGGUAGCCAUUUGUCACCCUCUACACUACCAAGUCAUCCUGAAUCCUGGUCUGUGUAGACGUUUGGUCCUGGUGUCAUUUUUCAUUAGUCUUAUGGAUUCACAGGUACACUGGUUGAUGGUGUCACAACUAACAUUUUGCACUAAUAAAGAAAUCCCUCAUUUCUUCUGUGAUGUUCCAGAGCUUCUAAAACUUGCCUGUUCUGAUACCUCUAUCAGUAACAUAGUCAUAUUUCUUAUAGGUAUCAUUGGUGGUUUUCUCCCUGUCUCGGGAAUCUUUUACUCCUACUAUAAAAUUAUUUCCUCCAUUUUUAGAGUUCCAUCAUUACAUGGGAAAUAUAAAGCCUUUUCUACCUGUGGAUCACACCUGUCAGUUGUUUGCUUAUUUUAUGGAACAGGCCUUGGUGUGUACCUUAGUUCAUCUGUUCCUAACUCUUCCAGAGAAAGUGUGGUGGCUUCAGUAAUGUAUACCAUGGUGGUUCCCAUGAUUAACCCCUUCAUCUACAGUCUGAGAAAUAGAGACAUCAAGAAAGCCCUGCAGAAAAUAGUCAAAAUAACCUAA
Molecule: messenger RNA, 951 nt
Organism: Peromyscus eremicus (cactus mouse)
Lineage: Eukaryota; Metazoa; Chordata; Mammalia; Rodentia; Cricetidae
Product: olfactory receptor 7E24-like
Exons: 1
Coding region: 25-951 (308 amino acids)
Biological process (GO): G protein-coupled receptor signaling pathway
Cellular component (GO): membrane
Molecular function (GO): G protein-coupled receptor activity; olfactory receptor activity
Source: RefSeq, a predicted model, not a curated record